AUGAAGAAGAAGCAGAAGCAAAAACAGCAGCAGAGGCAAAGAGAGAGCAACAACGGCUGCAGCUGCAGUAGCAGCGGCAAGCACAACAACAACAACAACAACAAUAGGCAAGCGCCGGCAGCAGCAGCACCAACAACAACAACAACAACCAGCAACGCCAGCAGCAGCAACAAUAAUAACAAUAACAACAACAGCAGCAACAACAACAAAGAUCACAACAGCAGCAAACUGAACACAGCAAACAUGUCGAAAACAACAACAGCAACUGCAACAUCAACGGCAGCAGCAGCAGCUGCGGCAGCGCAGGCAGCGGCAGCGGCAGCAAAUAAUGCAGCCGAUUUCAGUGCAUUUGAUUUUAAUGAUAGCUCGGAUAAUUCCGAUACGCCUUUAGUGCCACGCGCCUUUCUCAGUCGCGCCGCCGCAGCAGCAGCGGCAGCGGCAGCAGCAGCAUUGGGCGCCAGCAGCGGCAGCAACAGCAGCAGCAGCAGUCACCAACAGAACAGCAGCAACAACAACAAUACUAAUAAUAUUACAAAUAAUGAUAUUAAUAAUAUUAGUAGCAACAACAACAACAACAACAAUAAUAACAAUGCCAACUCGGAGCAACAACAGUUUGCACAGCAGCAGCAGGCACAACAACAACAGCAACAGCAGCAGCCGCAGCAGCAGCAGCUCCCAAAGCAGCGACGACAGCAACGGCGGCGGCAUCGGGCAGCGGCAGCACAGGCAGCUGCGGCAGCGGCAGCGACAGCGGUUGUGGCAGCGGCCGUCAAUGCGCUGCACAAUGGCAAACAACAGCAACAACAACAGCAACAGCAGCAGCAGCAACAGCAGCAGCAACAUCACUACAACAAUAAUAACAACAACAACGGCAGCAGCAGCAACAACAACAACAAGCAGCGCGAUCGUGAGCUGGAGGAGGAAGAGGAAGAGGAGCAGCUGGAAGAGGACGAAGAUGAUUACGAUGAUGAGGAUGAUGAUGAUGAAGAUGCCAUGGAUCAACACAACAACAAUAAUAACAGCAACAACAAUAACAAUAACAACAAUAAUAAUAACAACAACAGUAACAGCAACAACAACAACAUGCUUGGUCUGGCUGCGACGCCGGCUGCGCUGCCAGCAGAUCUGCGCCACGCCCACGAUCACAGUCACAGUCAACAGCAGGCGGGCUACGAUGAUGACGAUGACGAUGAUGAUGAGGACGACGACGAUGAUGAUGAUGAUGACGAUGCAGCGAGCAGUCAUUUGGACAGUCGCCCGGCGUUGACGUCGACGCAUCUGGGCAGCGCUGCUGCCGCCGAGAGCAGCGGCCUGCAUAUGAGCGCCGUUGCAGCGGCAGCGGCAGCAGCAGCAGCGGCCGCGGCAGCAGCCAAAUUGAAUGCAGCUAAUGUGGCAGCUGCCGCACAACUUGAGCAUCACAGUCAAAAUGCAACAACGGUGCUGGAUAUGGUAAGCAGCGCAGCCGCUGCCGCUGCCGGCGCGGGCAGCAUGGGCAUUGGCAGCAUUGCAGCGUCAAGCUUAAUCGGUGGCAACAGCAACACCAGUUUCUCUACCAACAACAACAGCAAUCAUGCCUUGAACAACGAGCUGCAGCAGCAACAACAACAGCAGACGUCACGACACAGCAGCAACUCACAUCAGCAACAACAUCAGCAGCAGCAACAGCAACAACAUCAACAGCAACAUCAUCACCAGCCACAGCAGCAACAACAUCAACAACAGCAACACCAGCAACAUCAGCAGUCGAGCGCCGGCAGCGGCAGCGGCAGUGGCAGCGCUGCCAGCGAACGACGCAAAUAUCGACAUCAGAACUACAGUAAAAACAUAUACAUCGGCACCAAAAACGCCGAGAAAUGGGAACACAUGAGAACGCGACUUCAGUUCAAGAACGAUGUUGAGUUCGUUGCGUAUCUUCUCAAUUUGGCCGACAACGAUACGGAUCGACUGAAUAAUCUGCCACCACCGUCGCCCGCCCACACGCCCACCAAGGGAUUCGAUGGCAAUUUCAAGCUGGAGCCAAAUCUAAGCGUCAAGGAUUUUGCGCCGCCAUCGGAGAAUCUCAAUCUCAAUUUAAAUCUGAGUCUCAAUGGGAAUGGCAAUGGCAAUGGGAAUGGAAACGGGAAUGGGAAUGGGAAUGGUAGCUUGGAGUCGCUUGGGGGCGGUGUUGCAAUGGCCACGCCCACGCCGCCGCAGCGCAAGCGGUACAAGAAGCGGGUGCAGUUCACCACCGAUGCGCUUAACGGCUAUGCUGGUGGCAAGGUCAAAGGUGGCGCCACAGCGGCCACAGCUGGCUACAACAACAACAAUAACAGCAGCAGCAACAGCAACAGCUUUGGCAGCACCACAAAAUCCAAGAAGCAGGAGGCCAAAGCGGCCGCUGCUGCCUUGAAAGCCGGCGCCGCAGCAGCGGCUGUGGCAGCGGCAGCAGCAGCGGCGGCGGCAUCAUCGUCGGCACUGCCCGAGGUGCUCGACUGUCGCAUCGCGGAGAAAAUCAAAAGCGAAUUGGAGGCAAGCAGCAAGGAGACGUUGCCCAAUGCAUUGUGCCUCAAAAAGGCAGCAGCCGCGGCGGCGGCAGCAGCGGCGGCAGCAGCAGCAGCAGCGGCAGCGGCGCAACACAGCGAUGAGGAUGAGGAGGAUGACGAGGAGCAGCUGCAACAGCAUUCGCAUUCACAUCAACUUGCCACAUUGCCACAACUGGCGAGUGGCGUUGAUCUUGUGGAUGCGUCCAAUGCCAGCAACGGGCAAUUGGCCAAUUUCCAUGUGCGCACCAAGAAUCCCAGCAAGAAAUCGAACAAAGCAGCGGCUGCCAUGAUGCCACCGAGUAGCUACGAUGAGCCGGAGGAUGAUUCAGUUGCCGGUGUGGCGGAUGAUGACGAUGACGAUGAUGAGGAGCUGGAUGAGGAGGCGUUGGCCCGCGAAAUGAAAAUGGAGCAGAACUUUGUCGAGGAGGAGGAUGAGCAUGAUAUUGCGUUUAGAUCACAGCAAUCGUGUCGCGAAUGCUCCAUCUCCCAUGACCAUAAGCUGUGUCCACUCCGCAACGCCUGUGGCAAUGUCACCGAUGCCGUCGAUCUGGCCGAAUGGAUUGAGCGACGUAAUCUCGAGGCGUUGGCCAAAUUGAAGGCGGACGCACAGCGUCAGGCGAAACAUGGACGACCCCGACACGAUGACAUGGAUGAGGAUGACAUGGAAGACAUGGACAUGGAUGAGACAUCACAGCUAUCCGAACUGGAGACAAAGCCAUUGAUUACCUUUGCCGAGGCAUCCGUGCCGGCCGAAUUCGAACUGCACAAUGUCGAGCCGAAUGUCACCGGAGUUUUUGCCCGCACCGAGGUGAGAGCCUUCACCAAGCUGGGACCCCUCAUCGGUCAGCCGGUGCAGACGGGGGAGGUGCGCGAGGGCAGCGACAUGAAGUGGAUAUUCGAGAUGUGCGAGGCGGGAGCGGAUAAAUCGUAUCUGCUAUGCUGCGAUAAUCCCAAUGCCUCCAACUGGCUGCGAUUCAUUCGACCUGCUCCAAGCUACGAGGAUCGCAAUGUGAAUCUCGUGUCCAUCGAUCGACAAGCGUAUUUUGUCAGCUGUCGAGAUCUACGCAAUGGCAUGGAGCUGCUCUACUGGAGCGACGACUGCAACACCAUGUGGCGGAAGAAACACACCGAGAAGACCAAUUGUGGCGGCUGCAAUCUGAAGUUUGAGCAUCCGUUGUAUUAUCGCACACAUUGCUCAGUUUUUCACGAUCCAUCGAUGAGUCUGACCAUAAGGAAGUAUCACUGUAAGGUGUGCGGGGAGGCGGUGCUGGGGAAGGACAACAUUAUGAAGCAUGCGGCGGAGAAGCAUGAUGGCAAGGGGGCGUAUCAGUGUCAGUUCUGCAACAAGUUCUUCCUGCGGCUCAACUAUCUGGAGAUGCAUCGGACCUACGGUUGUGCCUCGAAUCCGAAUCGAUCGCGACCCGUUUGCGAUUUUUGUGGUCGCAAAUUUUGUCAGCCGCAAAAGCUGAAGGCGCAUAUUAAGCGUGUGCAUAGCGAUAUGGCUGAAGUUUUACGAGAUUUUCAGUGUAAAUUAUGUUCAAAACUUCUAGGAUCGCGUGCGGCAUUGCAGCGCCAUUCGAAGGAGGUGCACAGUCGCAACUCAACAGUGGUGAGUUGUCCCCGCUGCCAGAAACUCUUCCAGAAUCGCAGCAAUCUGAAGAUCCACAUGCUAACGCAUUCGGGUGUGCGGCCAUUUAAGUGCGCGGAACCGGAGUGCAAUGCCGCAUUCACGACAAAACAGUGCCUGCAAUUCCAUUAUAAGAAGGUGCACAAUUAUACGCAGGAACAGAUGCCGAAGAUCGAGAGGAGUGUGGCGUACACGUUUGAUGCGUAUUCGGGUGGAAUGAAGGUUGACUUUUUGGAGCAAGCACCGCGGCGACGACGAAAGAGUCUCGAGGAUCAGAAUCAGAACUCCAUGUUGAGCAGCUCGAUGCAAAGCGACACCGAGUACAGUGACGACAACAUCUUCGAGGCGAUCAAGAAGAGCGGCAAAUCCAUCAAGGAUCUGUGUCGCAAUGAGCCGAAUCUCUCGCUGCUCAGCUCAAAGAUCUCCAGCAUUUUUGGUGAGAAGGUGCCAACGGUGGCGCCAACGCCGACAUCGGUUAAUCCCGGCAUGUCCUCUGGUCCAUCCGGUGUGGGAAGGAAGCGCAAGCGCAAGAAGGAGCCGACAGCAACACAUGCCGCCCAGCAGCAACAUCAACAACAGCAGCAGCAGCAGCAACAGCAGCAGCAACAACAGCAGCAGCAACAGCUGCAGCAGCAGCAACAUCAGCAACAGCAGCAACAACAACACGCCCAACAAUGCCACCAACAGCAGCAGCAGCAGCAACAACAACAGCAGCAACAACAGCAGCAGCAGCAACAACAACAGCUUCAUGGCGGACACUUGGAUCAAUCGCCAUCGCAUUUGUCGCAUCAGCAUCAACAGCAGCCGCAGUACCACGCCCACACUCACAGUCACGCCCACGCGCAUGCACACGCCCACCAGCAGCAGCAGCAACAACAGCAGCAGCAGCAACAGCAGCAGCAGCAACAACAGUCGGCAUCGCAUCAUCAGCAACAAUUGCACGAUCCCGAUGAUGAGGAGGAGAAUGUGCGCUUGGAGCAAGUGCGUCGCAAGCAGAAUGCACAGCUGAGUCUGGUUGAGUCCUUCCUCACAACGACAGCGCAGCGACUGAGCGCACAGCAACAGGUGCAACAGGUGGUUGCAGCGGCAGCAGCUGUCUCUGCCAUGGCGGGAGCUGGCGAAGAUCCCGCCAAAUUGGGUCAUAUGAUGGGACACAUGGGCGGCGUCGGCGUCGGCGUUGGACUCGAUGAUGAUGAUGACGAUGAUGAGGAUGAUGAUGAGGCGACGGCGCAUCAUCAUCACCAUCAUUCCCAUCAAUCGCAUCCGCAUUCGCAUUCACAUCCGCAUUCGCAUUCGCAUCCGCAUCAUGCACAUUCACAUUCGCAUCCGCAUCAACAAACCGGACAGCAAUCACACGGAGAUUCGAGCUAUCGCCAUGCUGCUGCCAUGAAUGCUGCUCUUGGCCAGAAUCUUGUGGUCAGCAAAGGCAGCAAGAAGUGGAUCGGCGCCGAUGAUCGUCAUCUCAGCGAUGGCAGCGAGGUGGCCAACGAUGCCACCGUCUCGGGCGGUGCCGUUGCCUGUGGCCAGCUGUCGAGUGGUGCCAGCUCUGGCCAGGAUUUGGGCUUCGCCGUGCCGCCCAGCGCUGUGGAUGAGCACAGUAAAUUGCUGGGACAGAAUCGUGACUUCCUGGCGAGACUGAUGAGCAGCGCCAGCGCCAGUCAUGCCAGCCAUCAGCAUCAGCACAGCGCCCACAGCCGCGAGGAGGAUGAGAACAGUUCCUUCCUCGACGUGGUCGAGUCCAAUAAUAAUGCAGCAGCUGCUGCUGCCGCUGCCGCCGCCGCUGCCGCCAUUGGCGGUGGCGGUGGCGGAGGUGGUGGCGGUAGUGGUGGCAGUGGUGCCAACACGGGUGGACAUACACCCACUGGUGCAACCACAGCGCCGAGCAGCGUUGAACCGCCGCAAAUGCAAAUGAACUCGCUCAGCCAUUCGCAAUCCUUCAUGAGCUCCUUCUACAACAACGCCAAUGCAAGACUGAGCGGCGCCGGCGCAACUGUUGGCGUCGGCGUCGGCGUUGGCGUCGGCGCCAACUCAUCCUCUGCCAGCAUGCUGGUCGAGGCGGCCCUCAACUCCGUUGGCAAUAUGAUUGACAGCGAGAGCAGCGAUCUGAAGGUACCCACCGAGAACCACAUCAACAGCGACAGUCCGAUGAGCGCACACGUGGAUGCGGAGUCACAGCGGUUUGGCAGCGGCGGCGGAGCGAAUGGAGCAGGGAUUGGGGCAACGAUGGAUAAUCUGGAGAACGAGCUGAAGAUGAUGAAGAAUCUGGGCAGUUUUCCGAUGCAGAUACCGCCGUUGCCGAUGUUCCAGGGCGCUUGCAACAUAUCGCCGAGCGCAUCGACGCCAACGAAUCCGCAGAGUAAUCAGAACCAGAACGAUGUCGAUGUGGAUGCGGGCAGCACACCGCGACCACAGCAUCCCGACUCCGAUGGCUUCUCCUCGUCGCAUCAUCGAACGCCGCCGUCACCGCCGCCGAUAUCGCCGGGUCGGGACUAUGGCGGCAUGUUUGGAGCAGGUAACGGCGCAGGAGGUGGACCCGGAUCGAAUAGCACACCGGCGGGCAGCUCGAGUGGUGGCGGUGGCGGUGGUGGUGCACCCACCGCUGGUGGCAACAAUUUGUCGGCCUCGUCACCGUUGCCGGCAUUGCAGCCGCAACGACGCAAUGCAUCCAGCGUGGGCAGCACAUAUCCCGAGCACGAGCUCAUCUCACCCGCCUCCUCGCCGAGCAUACCCCGCUACAACUUCAACGGAGACAUGAUGCGUCACAAGCGCGCCGUCCAGGAGCAGGAGCAGCAGGAACGACGCCACAACAUCUCGCGGCACAAUCAAAUGUCCAGCGAUGAGGAGAACAGCAUCAUGCCACAGAAUAGUGCUGGCCAGGAUAUGCGCAUGAAGUUCCCGCAAUCGCAAAUCGAUCUCAUGUACUCCAAGUACGAGAGCAUGGCCAGCAAUCUGAAGUACAACAGCCAGGAUCUGGACUCACCCGCCGAAUACCGGCAGAGCAGCAACAGCAGCAAUGUGGCAAGUGCAGCGGCAGCCGCUGCAGCAGCCGCAAGUGCCGCCAAUGAUAUGUCCGAUCUGCAGGGAUUAGAUAUGAGUUCGCGCUCGAAUGCGUCGAGUAAUUACCAUCAUAAUUUUCAGCUGCCUAGCAGCCGUUAUCAUCAUCAUAUCUAUGAUAUAUUGUCGGAUCGGGAGCAGAGUCAGCAGUCGCAGACGCAACAACAGACGGCGGCAUCCGUGGUGCAUCAACAGGAGCAUGCAUCCCAUGGUGGACACAGCAGUCAGCUGCAGGCGAUGCAACAGCAUCAAUCGGCCGCCAUGCAUAAUAUGCUGAGCGAGCAGUUGGGCGAACAGGAGCAUGAUCAGACCACAUCGGUGGAUCUGAGUCGGACAGCCAACUAUGUGGUGUCAUCGCCGCCACAAUUGCCAUACAAUCAUCCGCAUCACGAUAUGCUGAGAAUGGCAUCGUUGGAUCUCACACCGAAUACAGCCAACAUGACUGUGGGCAACAAUCGAUCAUUUCUCUCCUCCCAGAUGCAGCACCAAAGUCGCGAGAGUCUCGAGCAUCAUCGUCUGCUCUCAACCGUGGAACAGCAUCGUAUAUUGGCCGCCUCGAACGCCGCUGCAGAUCCACAUCGUCUCCUGGUCGAUCCCACGGCACAUUUGCUGAUGGAGCAGAAUAAUCGAUUGCUCGGCACUGCGGAUCAGUCACGACUCCUUGGCGAAUCGGCGGCGGCAGCUGCUCAGAAUCGUCAUAUGGCGAGAAGUUUCGGGGCCUAUCAUCAGGUGGCAUCCAGUAAUUAUCAUCCGGGUGUUAGGCCGCCUCCGGUGUUGCCAUCAGCCAAUCACCAUGCUUCCAAUCCGUCGAAUUAUCAUCCAUUUCCCGCCUACUACUAGUAGGUGGCGCCAUCUGGCGGCCAGUACCAAAUCCAAAACCCCAAAAUGCACAGCUAGUCCAAAACCACAAUAUCUCUAUACUACAGUUUCUAUCCCAUUAAAACCCGAUAUAGAUAUUAUAAACUAUAUCCUAGAUAUACGAUUCUUUCUAUAAUUUAUACCAAUUGGAGAAGGAUGCGGACUAUAGCUAACCGGGACUAAAGUGCAAUUCAAAAUAUCCCCCCGUCAACGCCACUGGCAGCCACAGUACCACAUACUUAUAUAAAAGUACUAUUCGUGAAUUCUUCAGUUAAAUUUUAAUAUAGUUCAAUUUCAAGCGCAAAUAUGUUUUAAACGUAACAAUGUUUUGGUUCCUCGGUUCUAUUCGCAUGUAAUUCAACUAUCAAAGCCGCUAAUUAUUCAUCUUAAGCUAUACGAAAAAAUA
Messenger RNA from Drosophila innubila, 8467 nucleotides. RefSeq lists its product as uncharacterized. The record is from RefSeq and is a predicted model, not a curated record. NCBI's taxonomy places the organism in Eukaryota, Metazoa, Arthropoda, Insecta, Diptera, Drosophilidae.